GUGUGCGAUCUACUCUGUUGACCUAAAUUAAAAACCUAAUGUUCAAAGUAUCCUUGUCGGGACAUACGCUUGCAAUUGAAGCCAUUUCGUAAAGGAUUUUCUUUUUUCUGACAACUGCAAGAUUCCCGAUGGCCAUUAACACACGGCUUUGAAUCCAGUGGAUAAAGAACCCGAUCCUCUAUCCUUCUCCACAUAAAUACAAGUGUUUUUUUUCUGCAACAUGCUUCUAGCCUAUGAUGUGCGCCUAACCCAUAUAUACUUGCUAUGCUCUUAUCACUAGACCAAAGUCCCGGAGGACAGUGCAGAAAGGCAGUCUUAAGUGUUCACAUUGAUGAUUAGGCUGUGGAGCAAUUUCUAUUUUCUUUGACUUGAUUUUAAUUACCCAUCCUUCCCUUCAAUCCUAUAAGUAUGGCUGAUUGGGAACAUAAGGUGUGAUAACUUAAUAUCUUUGAUCAAAGACUCAAUACAAUCUUGUAGCUGACAUCGAUUUGAGCUGUAGCAGCAGGGACUAAGUUAGAGAUUUUGUCUCUGAGCUGGAGCUUUUAUUCCCAAACAUUUAGGAGAUUGAAGAUUUCUUGAUGGAAGAAGGAGAUUCUUCUGUAAGGAGAUGGGAGGACCUCGAUAUUGAUAUCUUGGUGAAGAUACUCCAGUCUUUUGACCUUUUUGAGUUGACUUCUGGACUUGCUCAUGUUUGUAGUGCGUGGCGAUUGGCUUGUACUGAUCAACUUCUUUGGAUGACGCUGGACUUGUCGAUAUUAAAAUCAAAUUAUAUCAAAAUCCCAUUAGAGCCAUAUGUAUAUGUGGACUGUCAGUCGGAUAAAACAUUGACCAGCCUCCUGAAGAUUUGUUUGAACCUCAGUAGAGGAAACAUACGAACAUUAAUCUUCCAUUACAAUUUGUAUGUCAGCGACGAUCAGUUGACUUAUACUGCCGAGAGGUGUCCACGUCUAAAACGUCUCGUUAUGCCUGCUUGGAACAGAAUAAAAAAGACAGGAAUAUGCAGGGCUAUUCAUAUGUGGGAAGAUCUUGAAUCACUGACGAUGCCUAGUAUAGCAAAUCCUCCGUAUGUCAUGGAGGAAAUUGCAAGGAGUUGCAAAAAUUUUGCUGAGCUCAAGAUAAUGGGGCCCUGUGAUAUGCUCUUUGCAUCUACACUGGUAUCAUUUCUUCCAAACUUGAAAGUGUUGAGUGUGAGGUGCACAUUGUUAUCUAAAAGUGCCUUGGUUACUAUCUUGGACGGGUUAAAAAAGUUGGAAGUGCUCAACAUCUCUCAUUGCGUAAUUACUGAAGACCCUCCACCUGCACCAAAGAAAAUUCUGACCAAACUUGAUCAUUCAAUUGUCGAAAAAGCAUCUAGGUUACACAAAUUCCUAACCUGCAUGAGUGACUCAUGCAUCAUGUGUCAGCGCUGUCGAAAUGAUGAAGGGCUGAUGAGGUGGUAUAAGUAUGAAGAACUCUGGAAAGUGGAUGAGGUGAGAUCUCUUGCAAUUUGACAACUUUAAGAAUGUGUUGCUGCUUCAUUAGUUAAGGUCCAGUAAUAUAUGUAAACUUUGUGUAUAUGAAACAUAAUAAAACCUUGUCAUCUUGAAUGGAUGUGGAUCAGCGUCCAGUUUGCCAGCAGCAAGUAUUAUCCUUUUGGUGGCAAAAGGGAGAGUAGCUUUGUAGCACAGGGAGAAAUAUAAACAAAUCUUCCAUGUAGCUUAGUGCUAUUUCUGUGUUGUAAUUUUGAAAGUUUUUAGUCUAUUCUCUUUGACAGACUUGUAUCCAUUUACAUAUGUAUUCUCAAGCAUUUUAAGCUCACUUUUCAAUCA
Solanum lycopersicum (tomato) is the source of this 1808-nucleotide messenger RNA. The record is from RefSeq and is a predicted model, not a curated record. Lineage: Eukaryota; Viridiplantae; Streptophyta; Magnoliopsida; Solanales; Solanaceae.